Molecule: messenger RNA, 1591 nt
Organism: Drosophila takahashii
Lineage: Eukaryota; Metazoa; Arthropoda; Insecta; Diptera; Drosophilidae
Gene: sage
Product: salivary gland-expressed bHLH
Biological process (GO): mesoderm formation; regulation of transcription by RNA polymerase II
Cellular component (GO): nucleus
Molecular function (GO): protein dimerization activity; RNA polymerase II cis-regulatory region sequence-specific DNA binding; DNA-binding transcription factor activity, RNA polymerase II-specific
Source: RefSeq, a predicted model, not a curated record
GCUAGGGUGUCUAGGCCUUUUUUUCCUACCAUCAUAUAGACGUAUAUUCAUAACUGGGUAUAUGGAUAUGUAUUUUUUUUAAUUAAGCCAAAACACUUGUGUUUACAUGCGUCGAAAAUACACUCCUAUGUAUGUGCUGAGCUCCAACCCAGUGUGGGUGUUUGUAUAUAGCGAUCGAAAAGAAAAACUCAAACUGAAGUUGUGGCGACGAUCGUCAGCCGUCGACCGUCGAUCGCUGAUCCCAGAGAGGGACGACAUAAGUCGGACGCAACUCCAGCCUGCCACACGCGCCUCGAUCGCCAUCUCAUCUCGUCGGAUCGAUCGCACAAUAGCGAAGAAAUUAAGCCGCUUUGUUUGCACACCGCUUGUGCAUAGAUACCUGACAAAAGGAUCCUUGACGACAAGUUGGUCCCCCAUAGAUAACUUGUUGACACACGUACAAAAGAGGUGGCCCCUUGAACUAGACGGGAUGUGGCUCUCAUCAACCCCGGAUGAGUAGUCACGUCUCGAAUCGGAUCGAUGGUGAGCCAUUCAUCACGAUUCGCGCAGAGUCUCUAAUGCACUAAAAAUAAGAAAUAAAAAAUAAGAAAGAAAGAAAAGUAAGAGUCCAGGUAAACCUGCUUCAGUCCGCCCAGAAUUCUCGAUCGGUCAUUCGAAAAGCGGCUUAGGCGAUGACGGAUCAACUGCUGAGCUCCGCGGCCAGUGCUACGGGGGAUCCCCCGGCGGUUCUGGUGCCCCUGCCCGCCUCCACAGGUGGACCCUAUUUGAGUGGUGGCUCCGAGGGCGAGGCGGAUCCGGCGGACCAGCCCGUCCUCCUCGAGCUGGGUGCUCCCCAAUCCGCCAGCUGUCCAGCAGUCAGUCUCAACUACACUUUAACCCCCGACGGAGGAGGUUUGCUGGCCUAUGCGCCACACGGCCACCCGCACAGCUACUCACCCGGCUUGAUGGAGCCACCCAAUUUGGGCCUGUUGCCACCACCCACAUACAGUGUGAUCCCCCAGCCGGUGUCGAUGUGGCAUGCUGCCGGUCAGAUGGCCUCCGGUUCGCCGGUGGCUCUGGAGAGCAGCAAACCCAGUGAGCUGGUGCCACCACCCAUUUACAUGUCCUACGGCGGCGGUAGUAUCGCCAAUAGCACGGAGGUGGAUAUCUCCAAGGAACACAAUCCCGCCUGGCGCGAGAAGGCACUGCAGAUGGAGAAGGACUAUAGACGCACCGCCUGCGAUCGGGAGAGGACCAGGAUGCGGGAUAUGAACCGGGCUUUUGAUUUGCUGCGCUCCAAGCUGCCCAUUUCCAAGCCCAAUGGAAAAAAGUACUCCAAAAUUGAGAGCUUAAGGAUUGCCAUUAACUACAUCAAUCACCUGCAGGCCAUGCUGCGAGAGAGUUCUGGGGCUCAAAAUGGCGGUGGAUGCUGUGCCUGGAGUGGCGGGAGUAGUUCACCCUAUGACAAUGCCAACGACCAUUGGGGAGCGUAGCUUAAAACAAAUAUUUUAAUGCACUAUUAAGGAUACAACUCCUGGUAAAGGACCACCGAACUUAAAUAAUCAAGAUAUUUAAGUUUUAUGUGCAGUCAGCCAAAGAAAAUUCACAAACA